Messenger RNA from Letharia columbiana, 1524 nucleotides. RefSeq lists its product as uncharacterized. NCBI's taxonomy places the organism in Eukaryota, Fungi, Ascomycota, Lecanoromycetes, Lecanorales, Parmeliaceae. Gene Ontology annotation, molecular function: homoserine O-acetyltransferase activity. Bases 1 to 1524 code for a protein of 507 amino acids. Gene Ontology annotation, biological process: L-homoserine metabolic process. The record is from RefSeq and is a predicted model, not a curated record. The transcript has 3 exons.
AUGACAGCAGAGGGAGAUGGGCCCACUGAUGUUCCAUUGACCCAGCGACUCCAGAGAGCCUCCAGCCAGCCUGAGAACCCAUUCGCUGCUCUGAUUCCCAAUCAGCACAUCGCCAUCGUACCAUCCUUCACCCUCGAGUCUGGAGUCACUCUCCGCAAUGUUCCAGUCGCAUAUACCACUCGGGGGAGACUGGCUCCAGAGGGAGGUAACGCCUUGGUGAUAUGCCAUGCUCUGUCUGGAAGUGCCGAUGUCGCUGAUUGGUGGGGCCCACUGAUGGGAGGGCAUGGACGUGCCUUCGAUAUGACCAGGUUCUUUAUUGUCUGUCUGAACAGCUUAGGAAGUCCCUACGGAAGUGCAAGUCCUGUCACCAGUGUGCACGGAGAUGCAAACCGCGAGCGUUACGGCCCCGAGUUCCCUUUGACCACGAUCCGGGACGACGUCAACAUACACAAGCUCGUUCUCGAUGACCUGGGUGUGAAAAAAAUUGCAGCGGCUGUUGGUGGAUCUAUGGGAGGCAUGCUGGUCCUGGAAUAUGCUUACUUUGGCAUCGACUACGUUCGAGCAAUAGUACCAAUAGCAACUUCAAGCUGUCAUAGCGCUUGGUGUAUCAGCUGGGGCGAGGCGCAGCGGCAAAGCAUAUACUGUGAUCCCAAAUACGAAGACGGUUAUUACGCGUUCAAUGACCCACCGGCAGCAGGGCUCGGGGCUGCUCGCAUGUCGGCGUUGCUGACGUAUAGAAGCCGCGAUUCCUUCGUGGCAAGGUUCGGAAGAAACAUUCCAGAUCCCUCGCGAAGGCAGGCCAUCAAUGAUAGUCAACGUCCAUCAACACCAUCGAAUGAGCACUGGGCGGUACACAAUGAGGGUCAUAGGAGCUCUCGCACGACUCGACCGCCCAGUGUCCAUGAAGACACGUCAGCUCCUACCCCUCAAUCCGAUGCGCCGCAAUCUGUUGCGAAUGACAAGGCAGCUCAAUUCACUGACCCUCAGUUCCAUGGAGCUACAACUUUCGUGCCACCUACCCCGCCAGCACCCCUGACGGAAUUCUCCACCCAAUCAUAUCUACGGUACCAAGGAGGAAAGUUUGUGAAGCGUUUUGACAGCAAUUGCUACAUCGCUAUCACAAGGAAGCUGGAUACACAUGACGUCUCAAGGUAUCGGGUACCUCCGGAUAUACCUAAUCCAGCCGCAGUGGCACUGUCUCAGAUCCAGCAGCCAGCUCUGGUGAUCGGCAUCGAGAGCGAUGGAUUGUUCACAUUUGCAGAACAGCAAGAGAUAGCAGCCGCAAUACCAGACUCAAGGUUGCGGAAAAUCGACAGUCCAGAAGGCCAUGAUGCUUUCUUGCUGCAGUUCGAGCAGGUGAAUAAGCACAUUGUAGAGUUCUUCAACGAGGUGCUUCCCGAUAUCAUGGAGGCGCCAGGACUCAAUUUACAUGACGACGGGGGUGACGAACAGCAGGGAGUGACGACAAUGGGAAAAAGCAGCACAUUUGGCGAAGCCGAAGUUGGCGAUAUCACGGCCUGGUAA